Messenger RNA from Penicillium canariense, 438 nucleotides. RefSeq lists its product as uncharacterized. The transcript is spliced from 4 exons. Lineage: Eukaryota; Fungi; Ascomycota; Eurotiomycetes; Eurotiales; Aspergillaceae. Bases 1 to 438 code for a protein of 145 amino acids. The record is from RefSeq and is a predicted model, not a curated record.
AUGUCCUCCGUCGCCCCGUCCAGGUCUCUGCAGGCUUCGGCCCUGACCUUUGUCAUUCUAUCCAUUGGGCACACAGUCCAAGGAAGACAGUGGACUGCAGAGAAGGUAUUUAGGAAUAUCAAGGGGUCUAGGCCAUGGGCUUGUGGGACUGUGGGAUGGUUCCAGGCAAGUCCUUCCUCUUGCUGGGGUCUAGACCCGGCGUUGGCGUCCAAUAGGCUAUCGAACACGGUCCUAUCCCGUGAUAUUACCGCGGCGGUGCUAAUCUGGUCCAAGAACCCUGCCGCCCUGCAGGACCCGCUCAACAAGGCGCUCGCGACUAUCGCCAAUGCCAUUCUCUGGGCGAGCUCGGCCUGGUAUGCCAAGACGGGGGUGAAUGAUAACGCUGUGUUGGUUGGACUGUCGGCAGCGCUGCAGGCUUAUUCUGUUUUCUCGAACUAA